Messenger RNA from Cyprinus carpio (common carp), 1760 nucleotides. RefSeq names its product acyl-CoA oxidase like (gene acoxl). Gene Ontology annotation, molecular function: fatty acid binding; acyl-CoA oxidase activity; FAD binding. Gene Ontology annotation, cellular component: peroxisome. The record is from RefSeq and is a predicted model, not a curated record. Gene Ontology annotation, biological process: fatty acid beta-oxidation using acyl-CoA oxidase; lipid homeostasis. Lineage: Eukaryota; Metazoa; Chordata; Actinopteri; Cypriniformes; Cyprinidae.
UGCGCAACGCGGUGACGUCAUCCAAACGCGGAAGUGGACUGUUACAGUUGCAACAGUUACAGUGAAAGUGAAAACACGCGGAACUCAAGUCAUGUUGUUAUCAUCCAUGGAUCAGAUACAGUCCAGCAGCUUUGCCAGAUAUCUAGAUGGAGAAUUCUGGGAGAUUAAGGAUGCUUUUCGUGACGCGAUUUCAGAGUGUGAACUGUUUCAAUCCAGCAGUUAUGAACUGACUCUGGAUCAGAGCAGAGACCUGACUGCAGAGAGACUCUAUCACUUGUUAAGACUGCCUUUCAUGAAAGAACACCUUCGAAAUCAGCUAAAAGAGAAGCAAAAAGGCUUCAUAAACAAGAGUUUAGGCAUCACUGAGAUGAUCUGCUCUGCUGACAUGGCCACAGGAGUCAAGUUCGGUGUUGUGUGUGGACUGUACGGAGGUGCUGUCAAUAAUCUAGGCAGUCCAGAGCAGAAGAUGAAAUGGUAUCUCCCUGUUUCAGAGUUACAGUUUACAGGGAUGUUUGCGAUGACUGAGAGGGGCCACGGUAGCAACGUUCGAGGCAUUAUCACUGAGGCCCGAUACAAUCAAUCCACACAGGAGUUUAUUAUUCACACACCUUCCGAAGAUGCUCAGAAAAUGUACAUCGGGAAUGCAAUGAAAGGACACUAUGCUGCUGUGUUUGCUCAGCUCAUUAUAAAUGGAGAAUCUCAGGGUCCCCACUGCUUUAUUGUACCAAUCCGUGAUCAGAAUGGAGUCAUGUGGCCAGGAGUGACGACCACUGACAUGAAGCACAAGGAAGGUCUGCAUGGGGUUGAUAAUGGCAUUUUGAUAUUUAAUAACGUCCGGAUACCACGGGAAAAUCUGCUGAGAAAGUUUGGUUCAGUAUCAGCUGAUGGUUUGUACUCAUCUCCUGUCCUCAGUAAAAGCAGUCGCUUCAAUGCCAUGCUCGCUGCCCUGACGCCCACCCGCCUGGGUCUCACUGUACAAGCCAUGGCUGCCAUGAAGCUGGGGCUCGUCAUUGCAGUACGCUACAGUCACAGUCGCAGACAGUUUGGUCCGAAGGAUCAGGAUGAGGUGAAGAUCAUCGAGCACCAAACACAGUACCUGAGACUGAUGCCACACCUGGCUGCUGCCCUCGCGCUCAUCUUCACCACCAGAUACGCUGCAGGUUUGAUGGAUGAUGCUUUGUGUCAGGGUCAGGACCUUCAAAGCAAUCGAGCUCUGCAAGCUCUCGUCGCAGGACUCAAAGCCUACAGCACAUGGGAGAACGUUGCAUGUUUGCAAGACUGCCGUGAGUGUACUGGCGGCAUGGGCUAUAUGAUGGAAAACCGUAUACCGUCUCUGAAGUGUGACUCCGACGUCUUUGUCACAUUUGAGGGCGACAACAUGGUCAUGCUUCAGGUGGUGGUACGGGAGCUGCUGACCCAGUACACCAAACUGAUGGGGAACAACUUGGUUAUGGGACUGAUUAGAAACUGGACCAGCUCAGUGUCAGACAGCCUUAGAACCAGCUUUCUUGGCUUCAGCGUGGACAAAGUAGGAGACCUAAUGUUCCUGCUGAAAGCAGUGAGCUACAGGGAAAGGGUGUUACAGCGCAGUCUGGCAAGUCGACUUUACACUAAGGUGGAGAAAAACAAAGAUGAGUUCUUCAUGGCCUGGAACGCUUGUUUACAUCACGUGACCACUUUGGCUAUGGCACACAUACACAGAGUGACCUUGGAGCAGUUUGCUCUCGCCGUACGAGAAUGAGAUUUCAAUGUGGAAGGUG